UCCUGUUUCGAGUGCAGGAAAUGUUUUCCAUAUAAGUCUAGACUUUACAUAUAUCAGAGAUCUAACACAGGUGAAAAGCCAUAUGUCUGUCCUGAGUGCGGGAAAUACUUUUCAGUGAAGCUUAGUCUCCACACACAUCAGAGAUCUUACAUGGAGGAGCAGCCAUACCCUUGUUCAGAGUGCGGGAAAUGUUUUUCACAGAAGUCCAGCCUGCAUAUAUAUCAGAGACCUCACAUGAGGAAGAUGCUAUAUCCCUGUUUUAAGUGCGGGAAAUGUUUUUUUCAGAUAAGUCUAGACUUUACAUAUAUCAGAGAUCUUACACAGGUGAAAAGCCAUAUAUCUGCCCUAAGUGUGGGAAAUACUUUUCAGUGA
Molecule: messenger RNA, 372 nt
Organism: Staurois parvus
Lineage: Eukaryota; Metazoa; Chordata; Amphibia; Anura; Ranidae
Source: the annotation of a GenBank genome assembly